Messenger RNA from Verticillium alfalfae VaMs.102, 1611 nucleotides. RefSeq names its product sulfate adenylyltransferase. Gene Ontology annotation, molecular function: ATP binding; sulfate adenylyltransferase (ATP) activity; adenylylsulfate kinase activity. The transcript is spliced from 5 exons. Gene Ontology annotation, biological process: sulfur amino acid metabolic process. Gene Ontology annotation, cellular component: cytoplasm. The record is from RefSeq and is a predicted model, not a curated record. NCBI's taxonomy places the organism in Eukaryota, Fungi, Ascomycota, Sordariomycetes, Glomerellales, Plectosphaerellaceae. The coding region runs from base 1 to 1611 and encodes 536 amino acids.
AUGGCCAACACACCCCACGGUGGUGUCCUGAAGGACCUCUUUGUGCGCGAUGCGCCUCGCCAGGCCGAGCUCCUCGAGGAGUCGGACAAGCUCCCCAGCCUCACCCUGACUGAGCGCCACCUUUGCGAUCUUGAACUGAUUCUCAACGGUGGUUUCUCUCCUCUCGAGGGUUUCCUGAACGAGAAGGACUACAACGGCGUUGUAAAGGAGAACCGCCUCGCCGAUGGCAGCCUCUUCAGCAUGCCUAUCAACCUCGAUGUCUCUCAGCAGACCAUUGACGAGGUUGGCAUCAAGCCCGGCACGCGCAUCACCCUCCGUGAUCUUCGUGACGACCGUGCGCUUGCCAUUCUCACUGUCGAGGAGGUUUACAAGCCGAACAAGAACCUCGAGGCCCAGGAGGUCUUCGGAAGCCCCGACGACGUUACCCACCCCGGCAUCAAGCACCUCCUCCAGGUCGCCAAGGAGUUCUACGUCGGUGGCAAGCUGGAGGCCGUGCAGAGGCUCGCUCACUACGACUUUGUCGACCUGAGGUAUACGCCCGCCGAGCUGAGGCAACAUUUUGAGAAGCUCGGCUGGAACAAGGUCGUCGCCUUCCAGACCCGUAACCCCAUGCACCGCGCUCACCGCGAGCUGACCGUUCGCGCUUCGCGCUCCCAACAAGCCAACGUCCUCAUCCACCCUGUCGUCGGCCUCACCAAGCCUGGUGACAUUGACCACUUCACUCGUGUCCGUGUCUACAAGGCUCUCCUUCCCCGCUACCCCAACGGCAUGGCCGCUCUCGCCCUGCUGCCUCUUGCCAUGCGCAUGGGUGGUCCCCGCGAGGCCAUCUGGCACGCCAUCAUCCGCAAGAACCACGGUGCCACCCACUUCAUUGUUGGUCGCGACCACGCUGGCCCCGGCAAGAACAAGGACGGCAAGGACUGGUACGGCGCCUACGAUGCGCAGAUUGCCGUGCAGAAGUAUCAGGAGGAGCUCGGCAUCAAGAUGGUCGAGUUCCAGGAGAUGAUCUACAUCCCCGACCGCGACGAGUACCAGCCCGCCAACGAGAUUGCCCCCGGUACCCACACUGCCAACAUUUCUGGCACCGAGCUCCGCAACCGCCUCAAGACCGGCAAGGAGAUUCCCGCAUGGUUUUCGUACCCCGAGGUCGUCAAGGGCGGCGGCCGCUCCGUCUCUCUGCUCCUUGGCGAGACCGUCCGCCACGAGCUCUCUGCCGAGCUGGGCUUCAGCCGCGAGGACCGCUCCAAGAACGUUGCACGCAUCGCCUUUGUCGCCUCCGAGCUAACUCGCGCCGGUGCCGCUGUCAUUGCGGCGCCCAUCGCGCCUUACGAGGAUGCUCGCUCCCAGGCCCGCGAGCUCAUCGAGAAGGCGGGUCCUUUCUUCCUCGUCCACGUGGCGACGUCGCUCGAGUACUCUGAGAAGACCGACCGCAGGGGUGUUUACCAGAAGGCGCGCGCCGGCGCGAUCAAGGGUUUCACCGGUGUCGACGACCCUUACGAGGUGCCCGCCAAGGCGGAUCUCACCGUCGAUAUCGAGAAGCAGACCGUCCGCUCAGCCGUGCACCAGAUCAUUCUGCUGCUCGAGAGCCAGGGUCUUCUCGACAGGAUCUAA